AUGCCGCUGCGUAAUCCCCGCCAGGAGGGCAGGAGCGAGGAUGACUUCCACGCUGGCGUGCGGCAGGCGCUGCAGGCUUUCAAAGACGGCGAACUGCGCAAGGUGGUGUUGGCCCGCAGGGUGAAGGUGGAGCUGGCGUGUCCAGCGGACCCAGUGUCGCUGCUGCGGCAGGUCGUCGGCGCUGCCCAUAAACGGCAGUACGUCUUCGUGCUCGAGCCCGAGCAGGGCACGGCGUUCAUCUCCCUCUCCCCAGAGCGGCUGUGCAGGGUGAAGGGCAACAACGUGUGGACGGAGGCCGUGGCUGGCACCUGGCCGAUCGCAGAGUACGAGAGGGCGGGGGAGGCUGCGCUGCUGGCCAGCUCAGCCAAGCACAGCAGCGAGCACCAGCUGGUAGUCGAUUACAUACGCAAUGGACUGGCGGGCGUUACCGAUUCCGAUUGUUUCAAAGCGUGUGACACGCACAUCUUGAAGCUGCCCCACCUAGUGCACAUCAAGCAAUCGUAUCACGCGAUUGCCAAUUCGGAGGGUAGCCCAAGCUCCGCGUCGCCCCUCAGGCUUGUUAAUUUUUUCUGCCAGAGCAUUUCCCCGACGCCAGCGGUGUGCGGGCUGCCGCUGGAAGCGUCUAGGCGGUUCCUCGAGAGAACAGAGAAAUUCGACCGCGGCUUGUACGCUGCGCCAUGCGGUGUCAUCAGUUCAAAAGAGUCAGAGUUGAUAGUCGCAUUGCGCUCGUCGCUUGUUCACCAGGGCCAGCAUCUCUACGUUUAUGCUGGGGCUGGCAUUGUGCCAGGCUCACAUCCAGCCGAGGAGUUCGCAGAGAUCACCCUGAAGAUGAAGCAAUUCACGAUGGCUUUCCCGCCGAAGGAGCCAGGAAUGCACGUUGGCACUGCCGCCCAAAGAGUCGCCAAGUUGGCGGACCUACCAAACCUCAACACGCUCUGGGCUUCCAUCGUCGUCGAGGAGCUCAUGCGCUCUGGAGCAGCUGGCUUCGUCAUCUGCGCGGGAUCCCGCUCGACGCCGCUAGUGGUCGCUGUGGCCCGGCACCACUCUGCCAGGCAUGUCGUCAACCAUGACGAGCGAAGCGGCGCUUUCUACGCUUUGGGUUGGGCGAAGGCUACAGGGAAGCCCGUGUGUGUGAUUGUCACGUCUGGGACAGCAGUUGCGAACCUGCUGCCCGCGGUGGUGGAGGCGGACUUGUCAGGCGUGCUGCUGCUGGUGAUGAUGGUGAUGAUAAUGAUGAGGAGGAUGAGGAAGAGGAGGAGGAGGAGGAGGAGGAGGAGGAGGAGGAGGAGGAGGAGGAGGAGGAGGAGGAGGAGGAGGAGGAAGAGUAGAGGGAGGUGGAGGAGGAGGAUGAGGAAGGAGGAGGGAUGA
Prorocentrum cordatum is the source of this 1368-nucleotide messenger RNA. NCBI's taxonomy places the organism in Eukaryota, Dinophyceae, Prorocentrales, Prorocentraceae. The record is from the annotation of a GenBank genome assembly.